Anopheles coustani is the source of this 5705-nucleotide messenger RNA. It is a transcript of the gene Mbs, whose product is annotated as protein phosphatase 1 regulatory subunit 12A. Gene Ontology annotation, molecular function: protein kinase binding; enzyme inhibitor activity; phosphatase regulator activity. The transcript has 19 exons. Bases 377 to 5197 code for a protein of 1606 amino acids. The record is from RefSeq and is a predicted model, not a curated record. Gene Ontology annotation, cellular component: cytoplasm. Lineage: Eukaryota; Metazoa; Arthropoda; Insecta; Diptera; Culicidae.
UGCUUUGCGAUUUGGUUCAGUUGUUGGGUUGCGUUUAGUGUAUGUUUUCUUUACGUGUGCGCGUGUGUGUGUGUUCAUGUGUUUGUACGUGUUGGCAGCUGGGAAAAGGUUGCAUGUUCGUCCAAGGAUCACCGGUGGCUGGUAUUGAUCAGCUGUACCUGGGCAAUAGUUUUGCAUCGUGUUUGUUUGUGCGCCGUUAAACGGAUAAAGUAAGCAUCACUAGAUCAAAACGAGAAUCAGUGAAAAAAGCACCCUGUAGUCCCGCACCCGUGCGUGCAGAGUGACAAGUAAAAAGGCUCGAAAGAAACCGAAACGUGUGUAGGAAGGAAAAGAAGUUGAAUAGAAUAAACCCUUCUUCCCGAGCAAAGCGAGGAAAAUGUCGCUGGACAACCGGAACACGUCGGCCCAGUUCAAACGGGCCGAGCAGCUGAAGCGCUGGGAGGAGUCGGAGAUGAACAAGAAGCUGAGCGGCAGCCCGAAAAGCCCGUCGACGCGCCGCAUCAAGUUCUCGUCCGGAUGCAUCUUCCUGGCGGCGUGCGUCGCCGGCGACAAGGAGGAAGUCGAGUGGCUGCUAAAGAACGGUGCCGACAUCGACACGGCCAACGUCGAUGGACUGACGGCAUUGCAUCAAGCUUGUAUAGAUGAUAAUCUUGACAUGGUGGAGUUUCUGGUACAGAAAGGUGCCGACGUGAACAGAAAGGACAAUGAAGGCUGGACACCGCUGCACGCGACAGCAUCGUGCGGGUUCCUCAGCAUAGCGCGUUACCUGAUAGAGAAUGGCGCUGACCUGGCGGCGAUCAACAGUGAUAGCGAGCUGGCGGUGGAUCUGGCCAGCUCGGACGCAAUGGAGGACCUCAUACAGCACCAUCUCGACGAGCAGGGCAUCGACUGCGAGGAGGCGCGCGGUGCGGAGGAACGCAUCAUGCUGAGCGACGCCAAGAAGUGGCUCCGCACCGACAGCACCGAAUGUGAUAAGGCGCAUCCGAAGACGGGUGCUACCGCGAUCCACGUCGCGGCCGGCAAGGGUUACAUCGGCGUGCUGAAGCUGCUACUCGAGGGCCGGGGUGACAUCGAUCGGCAAGACGUGGACGGUUGGACGCCGCUGCAUGCGGCCGCGUACUGGGGCCAGAAGGAAGCCACACAGCUGCUGCUCAACGCAAGCGCCGACAUUGACAUCCAGAACUACAGCGGCCAGCAGGCGAUUGACAUUGCCCAGGACGAUAUCGUGCCUUUGCUGAAGGACGCCCGCAAGAACGUGAAGCGGACGAAGCGCAGACCUCCUAGUCACGGAAAUAGGAUUACGGAUAACUUUGAAAACAAUACGGAAACACCGACCAAGGUGAUUCGGGUCGAGGUGAAACCAAUCGACAACAACAAGGAAAAGGAAGCCAAAUUCGCCGUCGUCGCCGGUCACGACGACGAAGACGGCGAUGAGGAACAAGUGGCAUCCACGAGGAAAGGAUCGGAGCAUUCGCAAGCAGAAGAAGAAGAAGAAGAGGAAGAUGUUGAGGAGGAAGAGGAGGAGGAGGAGGAACAGGAUGUAGAAGUGGAGCAAGAGGACGAGGAAGAGGAGGAGGAAGAAGAAGAGGAGGAGGAGGAGGAUCAGGUGGACGUACAGGAAGAAGUCCUGGAACCGAAGGUAGUCCAUCAACAACAGCGUUCUGCACCGGAUGUUACGGAUUCCGUGCCGCUUCUGCCUGCGCAAAGACGACUGUUUGCCCAGCAACAAACGUUGGUGGCCGCGCACGACGGGGACGCAGGAAAAGAGGAAGAAGACGAAGAGUCGGAAGAGGUGGACGAUAAUGUUAGCGUCUCGUCGGAACCAUAUUCCUCCUCCAAUCCGUCAGCUGAUAGUAGCGUAACCGAGUCCGAAACAGACGAACUUCUGCCGCGGCCAGUGCCGAUUAUUUCGCGCCCAUCGCCGUUACCACUGACGGCACAAAUUGUGGUCCCGAAGCCACGCGUUGAAGAAAACAUCCUCACUCCGAAAGCGACCACUACUACUGCCGCUGGCAAUCCUCCUCCACCGACGGCACCGUGGCGCCGGCAGCGUGCCAUCCCGACACCUGUUCCGCGCCAGUUUUUCGAGAACGAUGAAGACGAACCGAGCAAAUCAGCGUCAGCAGCAGCAGGACUACCUUCCACUCGAUCGACCGAUGCCGUUGACUACGCUAACCUCUAUUUCACACGCACCCGUAACCAAGUUUCGGAAAAAGAAAACCAGCCAACCGAACCGGAUGUGAUAUUGCGGAGGACCCAGAGCUUCGAAAACGAUGAAAAGUUCUACCAGAAGUACGUUGAGCUGCGGGCACGAAUACAGGCUAACUCAUGUCCUCACACGAUCCUUCCAUCGACGCCCAUUAACACUAAAACCAGUACCGCCUCGAACAACAACAACAACAGCAACAACAAUAACAACAACACAAGUACAACGAUAACUACAACGACUACUACUACGUCGACCACUACGGCGACGCCAGCAUCGAACAUUUCGUCGUACCUUGUGCAGCGGUCGGCUUCACUGAAGGAUCAUCGAACGUUAAGGAAAACAACCAGCAACUUGGUGUUGGGUAGUACCACUAACUCCCCCGCCGCAACAACACCGACCGGACCUACAACGACGCAACUGGCCCCAACGGCUGGUACGGGAAGUUCCGCCACGGUCUCACCACCGACCAGCCCCUCCGGAACACCGACAACGACUCCCACUUCCGGGCAGAUCAGAAGAUCAUUUGUACCACCGACGAGAGACGAAGAAAGUGAAACCCAACGAAAGGCUCACGCAAAGCGGGUGCGCGAGACGCGUCGCUCGACCCAGGGAGUGACACUCGACGAGAUCAAGAGCGCCGAACAGUUGGUCAAGAAGAAGAACAAUGCUACCGGAGGCAACGAGAGCGACCCGUCGACGACAUCUGCGAGCGUGGCCACAGCAACGAACACAUCAUCAUCCUCCUCAUCAUCAGCAUCACUAUCAUCUUCAUUAUCAUCCACCACUGCACAGCCGGCAAUCCUUCACACCACGUCAACGACGUCCGCCGUCAACGAUCGUGUCCCUUCGAUGGGGCAGACUGAGGGUAGCAAUGAUCAGCAGCAGCAGUCGCAGCGGGAGUCAGACAAUAAUGUUCCUUCGCCACACGGCGGUGCUAACAAUGGUACCGAAAAAGAUGCAACUCGCGACGAUAGGGCAUCGGAUGAGGUGGUGGUAUCGGCCAGUUUCACGAUAGCGGCACCGGGCUCAUCGUCAUCCGCUGCAAGCACUAUCAUCGACAGCGAGCGGGAAAGUGGAGGAGGCGACGAUGGCGGUGGUGGAAGACGACGGCGUCGAAGUGUACCCGAAGCGCAGGAAGAGGAGGACGAUAGCAAAGUGACAGUCUCCUACACUAUCAGUGCGCCGGUAAGGCAUGCAUCACCCAACUCCAGGACAACAACUGGCGCUUCGAAGGAGGAGGACGCACGAUCGUCGGAUGUUGCGGCCGUAUCGGCAACGUUUCACGUACCGCAGCCAUCGAUUGCCGGAGGUACACGGAUCAGAUCGAUGUCUUCGACAGAAGCACCGCCGGCGACGCUUUCGUCUGCGGCCCAAGAACGACCGGCAAGCGUCAGUGGUAGCAUAUCCGCCACGGCAACCAUACGCACGCCAACCACAGCAGCAGGGGGUGUCGUGAGUAGUAGCGAUAGUAAUAUCAACACCAUCGGUGCGCCCUCUAGUACCAACAACACCAACACCAACACCACACCCGCGACGAGCAGCGGUGGCAGUGGCCAUCACAACACAACAACAACAACCUCCUCCUCAUCCUCCUCGUACACUAAACGUUCACUGUUCGAUAUCGAUAACGCCAACUCACUAACCCUGGCCGAAAAGCUACGCCAUGAGGCCAAUAAGUACGCCAUCACGGCGUCGGCCGACGGCGAGCUGGACAGCAGCAGUGGCCAUGUGGUGUCGUCCGCCACCACCCGUGUGCCAAAUAGCCACCACUUAAAUGCUCCUACUAACUCGGGUGGCGUUACCGGCGACGGUGGUGUCGGCGGGGAAGCAGCCAGAGAGACCGCCAGUGCACCUGCAGACAAUAGUGCCACGAGUGCGGCUGCUGCUACCACCGUGCCGCCGUCACCGACGUUGCGGAAGGCCGAUCCCACGGCAACAGCCACGGGUACCACCGCAGCCGAACGGAGACCCUCGUGGCGGUUGAAAGUGGACGGUGGCAGUAAGUUCAAACUGGAAGAUGCGUCCACACCGAAUGCCGCCACUCAAUCAUUUUCGCUGGCUGGCGGGUCAUCGUACGAAUCCUCCUCGACCGCCAACCUAGCGCCAGAGCACGGUUCUACUACUAACACUACUACUAAGCUCACCGCGUCAUCGGCACUGGCACAACGAAGGCAGCAGAAUGGUGAGAGCGACGUCACCGUCGCCACCACCGGAUCCCGACCGAUGUCAGGAUCGGGCCUGGCUGCGGGUGAGCAGUACAACCGGGUUCCUGGCAGCACCACGUCCGCUUCCGUGGCUUCGGCAGCCGUAGAGGUAGCGACCGGUACCGGGGACUCUAGUCUACUCAAUCUGCGAAGGCCGCCCAAGUCAUCCAUCGGUGGUGGCAGUUCCUCCGGGUUUGGCGAGGAGAAUAAAGAGAAUGAUAAGGAGAAUGACAGCCGCACGGCGCAGGCUACGCAGGCCGUCAUCCAGCGACGCCGGCGACAAAAACGUCGCUCGACCGGUGUGGUACCUGUCGGCAUGGAGGAUCUGGAUCCCGAUAGACAAGAUUCUCCGGUCGAUGGUGAAGAAAAAGAGCGCGAAACUGGCUCAGAACGGGGACGAUCGCGCGUCGGUUCGACCGCAUCGGAGUUGGAUACCGCCAGCAACCAGCAGCAGGACUCGUCGCGGGAAAAUGGGGGCGAUUUCAUCGACUACAAAGCUCUCUACGAACAGGAAAAGGCCGACAAUGAAAAGCUUAAGAUCGCUCUAAGAAAGAAGGACGAGGAGGUGGUAACGCUUAAGGCAGCCCUCGAUCGAUUUACUACAGCGACCACCAAAAACAACUCACUGUCCGAGCUGGAGAAACGCGAACGACGCGCCAUGGAGCGGAAGAUGUCCGAGAUGGAGGAGGAGCUAAAGCUUCUGGAGGCCCUCGAAACGGAAAACCAGCGCCUUAAGGAUGAGAACGGUGCCCUCAUCCGAGUCAUCAGUAAACUCAGCCGAUAAUACACAAACCCCGGGAGCGACCAACGGAAAAGACCCAUUCCCGAUGAGUGUGUGAGUGUGUGUCGGACCCAUUUGUUUCGAAACGAGCCGCCACUCCACAGGAUGUAAGGCGCGCUGGGAUGGAUCACGCACGGUUUAUGGACCAUGCACCCGGAUAAUGAUAACGAUGGCCAUUCGGAUGUCGAAAUGCUGAUCUCCUCUUCUUCCUAUCGACAGACCAACGGGGCGAAGCAAGCAAACAAGAGAAAGAGAAACGAUAAGAAAGGGAAAUGCAUUACACACAUGCACGGCUGUUGACUAGUGUUUAGCGAAACAUGUGAAACAUCCUUCGAUUUGCGAUGCGGCAUUCGAUUUGAUGAAGGGAAUCACGGAACAGGGAGAAAGCAACAGAAGCGGCUGGAAAGAAGGCACCCUCCUACCGUUCCCCGUUCCCCUCCCCAUGCGCAGGCAGCCACGAUUCGGUGUAAUAUUCUGCCGUAGGGUUUAAAGUUUAGUUUAGUUCGCAGUU